Coregonus sp. 'balchen' is the source of this 6903-nucleotide messenger RNA. NCBI's taxonomy places the organism in Eukaryota, Metazoa, Chordata, Actinopteri, Salmoniformes, Salmonidae. The record is from the annotation of a GenBank genome assembly.
AUGCUGGGGGAGGAUGAGCUGCGGCAGACGGAGAGUCAAACCUACACAACGUCACACAAGCAAAUGGAGAGCCACCCCCCUAAGUGAGUCACCCUGCGGAUUCUACCUUAAAAUAACACUGUUUUAUGAUCUGUACUCCUUUCAUAUGAUAGGCCUAUAUGAUUUUAGAAGGUGUUUGAGAAGCACCCAAAUACCCCCAAGAAAAAGUAGGGCAUCCCAGCAGGUAGUCCUAGUGUUCUACUUAGGUCUUACAUAUGGCAUUAUCACUUCAAAAAGCAAACAUCUUAAGCAUUUUAGAUUGCAGAGAGGCUCAGGAAUAAUAUUUGACUGUGAGGGAGAUUUCUCACGCAAAUCUUCAAGAGAGGAGCCUUAUUGAAGAUGGGAGAGGAUUUUGUUAUUAGAACAUUAUGUGCCUCUGGAGCAUACUGAAUCUCACAGAUAGUGGUGAGAAAAUGAUUAAUAACCAUAAUCAGAGCAGUAUCUAAAUAUAGACUCCCAUUAACCAGCUGGCCUUCAUAAAUGUGAAUAAGCCAUCAGGUCAAAUGGGAUAAAAGACUGACAGGGCUGAGAGACAAACUGAGAGACGGAUAUUGUGGGCCCUGCCUUGAGUCAUUGGGUCAGAACGGUCUGCAUCUCAGACGGUCCACCUAAAAUAAUGCAUUGGCACUGUGAUGUGGCCCCAUGAAAACAGAGUACACAUUGAGAACAAAGAAAGACUGACUAACUAGUGGAAUAUCACUCAAACUACAGCCAAUUCAAUUCGAUACCAUUAUUUCACAUUGAAGCCACAUAAAGACUUUCACAAGAAGGAGGUCAAGCCAAGCAACACCUGUUUUCAUUGUAUAUAGAACACAUCUGAGAUGACUCCAUAAUAAACUAUAUAUGAAUAUACUCUUAUCUCAUUCCUCAUACCUAUGCACAGCUGGGCCCGGGCAGAGAACAACACAUGAAUCAGAGUAGUAAUCUAUCCCUGUCCGCCCUCACAGAACAAGAAACAUUAAUACUGCAUUUCAUCUCACCUGCUGGGUGGCUCUAUGGAACUAGUGACUGCAGGUGACAGCCACUGUGAUGUUGAAUGAACUGCUGGAGCCACCUGCCUCUGCCCUUAGCUUAUGAUGGUCUGUGUUUCUCUGGUCUCCACGGUGAUUGACAGGUAUGGGAUAGCAAACAAAGCAAUGCAAUCAAACAGCGAAAGCGGACGUGGGGGACCUAUCCACAUGCAGCAGGAUCAAAGAAGAGACAUGAACUACACUAGAGCAGACCUGCACUGCAAUAUUGAUGCUUUACUGGGGAAACAGUGGACAAAGAGACAUGACACUCUUACCUCUCUAUGUAUGUUGUGCUAGGUUGGAAGUUGGAACCACAGGUGUAUAUCAUGUUUAUAUUCAUAGCCUCAGUCGCCUGACUUGAUUGAUGAGGCAGACUGUGUACAGAGAAUAUGGAGAAUAUGGACUGCUGGAGAAUAUAGAGUCUAGACUGUCCAGAUGCUGCCCUCCUCUCCAUGACUGAUGUUUAGAGUGGGGCGCUAGCUAUGCAGAGGUCAUGGGUUCAAAUCCAACUGGGACCACAAACACAUACUACACAUGUAAGUACUCACUGCAGAGUAAGUAACUUUGGAUAAAAGCAUCUGCUAAGCAGCUUACAUUAUUGUAUUAUAUAAUUAAAGCUGGUUACAGAUCUUGGAGUGAGAAUGAUAAGUAGCUGACUGAGACUAUUGCUGAGGCUGGUCAAGACCUUGUGGCCUCUGGGUAGGCUUAGCAGUUGUAGAUAUUGGUGGCCAGUAACUUACUUGACCCAGUACUCAUUACUUGUUUUAUAUGAAUGCAGUCAGACCAGUGGAGCGUGGAGUGAGAUUUGUAAGCUGCAGUGUUUACCUGAUAUAAAAAUGUUUAUGAAUUAUUGAUGUUUCUCAAAGAGCUCAGUUUGGUAAAUGAGAGUAUGUUGUUGCAUGACUUGAAACUGAAUUGCCAGCAACAAUACCCAAGGUACUGUAGGUAGGAAAACAGUCUGAUAUUCAGUGUGUGUGUGUGUGUGUGUGUGUGUGUGUGUGUGUGUGUGUGUGUGUGUGUGUGUGUGCCUGUGUGUUCUCUUAGCAGGAGAUAUAAAGCCUAUCAACAUAAAGCAGGCUCUGUAUUGUAAUCUCCCUCUGAUUUCUCCAACCACUUACCUUCACAUCUGUGGGAACACUGGGGCUUCACAGAGGAGCCUGAAAACAAAAGCAUAAACUGUGUGUCAGAAUGGCUCUGUCUGAAAUAAAUCAAUACUGCAUGACCGUUGAUUUUCAUUUUGAUCAAUUUUUAAACCAUCUAAAUGCGAACCCAUUCAUAACACGUUUCAAGUGUUACAUGGAACCUAUGAGUAAUUCAUGAAUUAUGUACUGUGGUAGAAAUUAUAGGGCAAUCAAAAACAUGUUUUUACAGAUUGAUAGGGGGUCUCUGAAAAUAUCUCUGAAAUACUAAAAUAUACUCUAUGAAACUGUGAAUCACAUUAAUGAUCAAAUUGUCAUAACCUAGCCCACUCUAUUAUGAUGGGUCGGGGGCCACGGGAAGGUGCCCUGCAUGCCCGUUUGGUAAUCUGGCCCUGUUUUGUUUUUUUUCACCAAUUAGAUCUGAAAAAUAUCUGACGUCAAAAGACAAAUUAGUGGAAUAAAGAUCAGAAUUGUGCUGCUUGUCAAAGUGCAGUUGAAAUAGCUUAGCGCUAGACAAUUGUUUUUUUAAUGAUGGAUUUAUGCUGCAUUCAUAAAAAAGUGGGAGGUGGGAAUUUACCAGUUGUGAAGUCAUAAAUGCUUUCGUGUGCUUUGAACUCGUUGAGAAACGCCAAUUGGCUAAUGGCCAACCAGCUGCAUAAACCAGAAAGCUAAAAGUACAGCUAUCAUGCUUGUAAACAAAUGAGUGUUAACAAAAAAAUAUAUAGAUUGUUGUUUAUAAAUAAUGUUUUGUUGUUGCAUUUAACUGCCGAAAAUGCUAUUAUCGCGGUAAUUUCCUUAAUAGGUGAUGUCAGAGGUCAGCAUGUGGGAGAAGUGGGAGCUCAUGCCACGUUCAUGUGCUAGUCCAAAUUAGAAAACUCCGAAAUCUCCGACUUGCUGACUGGUUGAACACGGCACUUGUAUAACUAACUACAACCAGUUAGCAAAUUGAACAUUUGAGAGUUUCCUAGUUUACUAGCACUUGAACGCAGCAUCAGGAUGAUAUAGGACUUUCCCACUAGUAAUUACCAGUUGGAGGGCCGUUCAAGUGGAUCUUUCCCAGUCGUAUGUGGUAAAUUCCCACUUCCCACUUGGUUACACGAACGCAGCAUGAGUCUGACCAUUUACAAUCAAUGUCAUUGAACACAGCUGUUGCAUAAACUCGCUACAUGGCAGCUGUACAUUUCAUUGAAUAUCAGUGGAGUUAUAAUUUAGAGCUGAAACGUAGCUUUCUUUCUGUUCUUUUGCAGGGUUAGCAUUCAUUGUGGCUUCUCAAAUAACGCAGGUAAGUAAGCUACACUCAAUGAUUUAUAUAUACAUAAUUGGCUGCAGUAGGUUACUGCCAGUGCAAGGUUUGCUACUAGUGGUUGCUGCCUGGUGUCAUAGAUGUAACAUAGUAAAUGUAAAUCCGGGACACUCAAAUUAGUAUGAUAUGUUACGCUUUGGUAUGGUUACAUAAGAUAAGCUUACUUAAAGCAAAAUUGUAAGGAGGGUGGGCAGGAAUGUCUAGCAACUCAAAGGUUGCGUGUUCGAAUCUCAUCAUAGACAACUUUAACAUUUUAGCUAAUUAGCAACUGUGAAACUACUUUUUGACUACUUGACAACUACUUAGCAUGUUAACUAACCUUAACCCUUUAACCUAACCCAUAGCCUAGCUAACAUUAGCGUUAGCCACCUAGCUAAUGUUAACUCCUACAAAAUGGAAUUCGUAACAUAUCAUACGUGUUGCAAAUACGUAACAUUAUACGAAAUGGAUGGACAUCCACAAUUUUAAUAUAUCCAAAAUUAAAUGUAACAUAUCUUACUAAAUGGAUGGAGACAGAUUUACUAUAUAUCGUUAUGUCUACCCCUGAGUCCAGGUCACUGAUUAGCCUAUGGGUUUCCAUCAACAUUGUUGAUGGGCGGGUACAGCGUGUUUUGUAGAACGACAAAUAUUCCAUAGAUCUGUUUUAAAAUCUGUUUUAGGCGGCUGAAAGUAAUGCCAGAAGAGACCAAUAUUACUGCAAAACCUGUCGUCUCAAUGCCUUACAACUUGAGGUCCAAAUUGCCCGUGAAAGUGGCCAAUCCUUCAUAUCAGGAAGAAUGUGCAGUUCCAAAGGUAACGUUAUGACAGAUGCGUUGAUAUUUAUGGUAGGCUAAUAGUGAACUGUCAUUGGUUAUACUGGGGUACAAGAAUGUUGUCAUUCUACAUGUGGCAGUCUCUUCUUGGGACAGUUAGCCAUUCUUAUUUGGCUACUGUGAAGGCACAAUCUGGGAUAUUUCUAGCCCUUAUGUAUGGCCUUGGGUUCUCAAGAGCUAGGAUAUUUCCUUCUGUUCAGUAGAUAUUUCACUUAAUUUAUGCCCAUUGGGUAUUGAAGAAUAUUAUGAAUGCCUCAUGUCUUCCACAUCUUAACCAAACAUAUAAAUUGGACAUUUUAGUAUUUGUAAAUAUACUUUAUAACAAACCAAGUGACGGGGCUACUGUUGGAUUGAAACAAACUCACGAUUGUGCUUUUAAAUGUUGAAUUGAAGGUCCAGACCAAGUCAGAGGAGAAUGUUUCCUUACCAGGAAAACCUGCCACCUCAUAUGGCCUGAGGUCCAGGGUGCCUUUGGGAAAUGCAGCAAACAAACUGAACAACAACGCCAAAGGAAUUAAAACAAAUGUAAAUAUUUCUCUUUUGUCAAUUAAUAUAUUUAUUACUACAGUUUGGUUUUUGGUGCAACUUUUGAAUGAUUAUCUGCAUUUUAUUUUCCUGAGAAACAGACCGGUGUUCACGUCAAACCAGCCCAACGUAAGCAGAGUGCUACUGAAAGAGUCCGUGUUGUUAUUUCAAAGGAAGACAAGGAGAACACUGGGGCUGGCAACUGUGACCUGGUGAGAUUUCAGGAGAAAAGGUUGAAGCCGUGCUUGGCUGUAGUCAGAUAUGCAUUACUCUUCUAUGUAAAUGUUUCAUGUUAAUCCAAUAUGCUCAAAUCAGAGUUUUCAUCUGUUCAUGCGCAGUAGUUGUCUGUAGUUCAGUUUCACAAAGACUUCCAUCCACAUCUCCAUAUCUUGUUGUCCUUUAGGCCAAGCCCAUUCCAGCUGCCCCUGAGGAGCCUCAGAGCCAUGAGGCCACUCGGAACGAGGGGCUCAAUGUGCCACAGGCCUUCUCACAUGCCCUGCUCAACAUCCCAGAUGUGGACUCUGCAGACGCAGGCGACUCCUCGCUGUGCAGUGACUAUGUGAAAGACAUUUAUGCUCAUCUAAGGAACCUGGAGGUUUUCAAAUUGGACAAAUCUCUACUGUCAUCUAUCUCUUGUUUUGUUCUGAGACUAAUUACAUUUAAUGUGAUUUUUUAUUUUUAAAAAAAAAAAAAUUUGGGGGGGGGGGGGGGGUGUUGCCAAUAAGCGGCAACACCUGUUUCCCCUUUUCACUACAUUAACCAUUAUUAGUCAUGAUCCUGAGUCUCAUCACAGACCCCUCUCUUCUCAAUGUCUGACAGGUUGCCAUGGCUAUCAAACCAUGUUAUCUGCAGGGGUGUGAUGUGACAGGGAGCAUGCGGAGUAUUCUAGUUGACUGGCUGGUACAGGUCCAGAGUCAGUUCAGACUGCACCAGGAGACCCUCUACAUGACUGUUGGGAUCAUUGACCGCUUUCUCCAGGUAUAGCUUGUUUUUCCUCUGAUGGUCAGAUACAUUUGAGUUAUUUAUAUAUAUUUUUUAUCCAUUGUUUCUUUUUUGCUCAGGACAAUCCAGUGCCAAAGAAGUCUCUGCAAUUGGUUGGUGUCACUGCGAUGCUCAUCGCUUCCAAGUACGAGGAAAUCUCUCCUCCCGUGGUGGAGGACUUUGCCCAUACAACAGACUUCACAUACUCCUGUGCUGAGAUACGCUUGAUGGAAAUGACCAUUCUGAAAGCCUUGAACUAUAAACUGGGACGACCACCCCCAGUUCACUUUCUAAGGAGAGCUGCCAAGGUUGGGAAGGUGCGUUUUUGAAUGUAAUACAGCUCUCCUGAAGUGAACUCACCCAACUUGCUUCAUGCUAUAACUGACAACCUUAUUUUUGUAUUCCUUAAUUGAACUUGCUGACCAGCUAUUUAAAAGUUACCAUUGGAUCGGAGCCCACAUGGCAACAAAUGAUAUUGCAUGCCAGUACACUUAUCUUUCCAGCUUCAGCCUGUUGGUUAUGGGCUGGCUAAAUACCUGCUGGAGCUGACCCUCCUGGACUAUGCCUCAGUUCACUAUCCACCAUCCCUCACCGCUGCUGCAGCUGUUGCUUUAUCAUUCAGGAUCUUUCAAGAUUCUGCUGGUUAUGAAUGGGUCAGUAAUGAGCAACUAAUAUUUUAGACUUAUGUGAAGUGUAUGAAACUAGACACUUAACCCAUAAUCAUUCGAUUUUUGGGGGGGGGUUAUGACUCCUGAUAAAGGUACAGUUAUGGAGUGAUAUUUGUCAACAGAAGUGUUUAAGUUGUAACUGAAUUGAUACUUAAUGUUUGCUUCAUAGACCCCAGCCCUGCAGCACUACACAGGCUACACAGAGCUCUCUCUGCUACCUGUGAUGCAAUGCAUUGCCAAGAUGCUGGAGCGCUUGAGUGAUGGCAGCAUGAAACAGUUGGUGAGCCCAGCCUUUAGAUUACUUUUAGCCCAGUGAUGUACUGUAGGGCCACACAGUGAUGUUUAACUGAAACCCUUUUUUUUCUCCAGUCAAUCAAGCAGAAGAAAACCUCAAACUACUCAGGGUCAGCUGUCUCCCAGAGCUGA